Apis cerana (Asiatic honeybee) is the source of this 4824-nucleotide messenger RNA. Its product is annotated as recQ-mediated genome instability protein 1. Gene Ontology annotation, biological process: Wnt signaling pathway; ubiquitin-dependent protein catabolic process; resolution of meiotic recombination intermediates. Gene Ontology annotation, cellular component: cytoplasm; nuclear body; RecQ family helicase-topoisomerase III complex. The record is from RefSeq and is a predicted model, not a curated record. Lineage: Eukaryota; Metazoa; Arthropoda; Insecta; Hymenoptera; Apidae. Gene Ontology annotation, molecular function: poly-ADP-D-ribose binding; zinc ion binding; ubiquitin protein ligase activity.
AAUUAUUUGAAAUAUUCUUUUGCAUAUAAUGAUUUUUCAAUAAUUGCUUUAUAAAUAUGCAUAUUUGUAAUUUUACACUUUUUAUCAUCUCCUUAAGAAAUGUUCUCCAGAAAAAAAAGUAUCAUUCCAUAUUCCUGUACUUCAAUAUUGACUUUACUUAAUUGAUAUUUAUGUAAUUUUAAUUUUAUAAUUAUUGUUGAUUAUAAAAGUCGUAAUUUAAGUCAUUGACAGUUAAAAAUUUCUUAAAUCUUUUUAUUUUUAAAAAAUAACAAUAAGAUAUUAUCUUUGAGCACACAAAAUGUAACAUAUUCAAAAAUUUAGCGAUAUUUUUUUGCUUGCAUAUUCGGCAUAACUAGCGCACUGCCAUUUCCUCGCAUUUGUUAUCAGUAUUUUUUAUAUUAGUAUCUUAAAUUUAUGCAUUAUUACAAUUUAAAAACAACAAUUUUCAAUCGACUUGUUAAUAAUAUUGUUAAAAAUAAAUUUGAUAAUUGUUAAAAAGUUAUUGUGUUUUUCAAGUUUCAUAGAUAAAAUGAUUCUAUUAAUUUUUUAAUGAUAACAAAUUAUUUUUUAUGCAUUAAUUAUUUAAAUAUUGAAUAUAAAGAAAGAUUAUUAAUAUUAAAAUAAUUAUACAAAAUUAUAUAAAUUACUUAAAUAUAUUUUUAAAAAUUUAAUUUAAAUAUUUAUAUUUAAAAAUAUAUGAUAAUUUCUCAAGAAAUAAAAAAAGAAAAAUAUGUAUAUAAAUGUAAAAUAUAUAAUUCAUCUUAGAUAUAUUAUAUAAAAAUUUUGAAUGAGAAUAUGAAAUGAAAAAUAUGAAAAUGAAAAUAUGUGUAAGAUUUUUUUUCUUGUCAUUUUUAUAUGUCACAUGUGCAGAAUACAAUGAAUAUAUAAGUAUAUAUCUCCUAGAAAAUAUUAUAUGUAUCAAUUUUAAAUUCUUAAAAAAAACAUUUAAUUUAGAAUAAAUGAUAUAUAUCAAUAUACAUUAAAUUUUUGUUUAAGAAAAUUAACUUACAUAAAUCAAUAAUUAUUUUAUUAUUAUGAAAUUUUACUUAAAACUAUUUUAAAAUGCUAUAGUAUUAAAAAAAUUUUGCGAGGAAAUUUUAAAUAUAUCAAUUUUAUAUUAAUAAUUCGAUAAUAGAAAACAAUAACUUUAAAAUUAUAACAAAUAAGUUUUUUUAAUAUUAACAUAAAAUAAAAUUCAUUAAGAUUUUAAUAAAAAUGCAAAUAUAACAUACGAAAUUAAAAUGUAUUAAUAAUAUGAUAUCAAAAUAUCAAAAUAUUUUUUUGAAACUAUGAUAAACUUUGAACUCUUUUUACUCGUUCUUUUUUAAUAAAUAAAAAAUUAAAUGAAUUUUCAAUUACUUUUCUCUGUUAUAAUAUCAAAUCAAUAUUUAGCGAUUUGCAUCGCAGCAUAAAGAGAAUUAGAUCGUUAAAAUACUAAUCGACGAAUAUAUUUUAAUAUUUCAAACAAACAGUUUUUUUAAAUAAAUUGUCUUUAAAGUUUGCAACAAUUUUUUUUUAAAUUUCAAAAAAUAAGAAUAAAACUUUUUAUAUAUUUUUUAUAUAAUAGAACAGAAUAUUUUUUUCUGCUAUUUGUUUUUUUAAUUUUUUCCUAACCUCACUUUUUCUUUGAUUUGAUAAUUUCCAUUGCUCCUAUUUCCUCUAUUUCCUUUCUUUUUUUUUAAUCAGCUAAUAAUUUUAUUUUUGUAUUUCUAUUUUUUUCUUAAUAAAAUUUGUUAUUUUUCUUUUUUUUUUUAAUAUUUUAUUUUCUGUUUUUAUUUUUUUCAUGUUUAAUUAUAAAUCUAUUAUAAUUAAAUCUAAAUAAUUACAACGUAAUAUUUAUCGACAUCAAUUUUAUUAAAUUAUUAAAUAAGACAUGCAAUAUUUUAUAUAAAAAUUAAAUAUAUUCUAUUUUUUUUAAUUAAAUUACUAAACUUUAAAAAAUUAUUUAAAUUAUUUAAAUUAAAUGAAUUUAAUUUUUAUUUGUUAACAUAUUUAUUAUAUCUCUAUUAUCUAUUAGUAAAUUAUUUAUUAACAAAAUAAAUGUUUUUUAUUAUAUAGUUGUUAUAUUUAUUUCUAAUAAUAUACAUAUUAUUGAAAAAUAAUUUUUUUUUAAUUUUAUCAUACAUGCAUUAAAUUUAUAAUAAUUGAAUAAAAAAUAAUUAAAUAAAUUAUAAUAUAUAUUUGAUACAUAUUCGGUUAAUACGUCAUUUAUAUUAUUAUUAUAUUUUAAAUUAUUAUUUAUAUUUAUCUAUUAUUAUAUAUAUAUCAUUAUUAUUGUAUUUUAAAAUAUUAAUUUACAAUAUUAUUUUUUAUUCUAUAAAAAUUUAUUAUUAUCUUUCAAAUUUAAAAUAUAUAAAUUAAAAUUGUUGUAUGAAUCUUAAAAAAUGUAAUCGUUAUAUGAUCAUUCAAUUAAAAAGUUUGUACAUAUUUUAUAGAUAUACAUAUAUACAUAUAUACGUUAAAAUAAAAAUUAUUAAUACUUUGCGUAUUAUAUAUAAAAUAUUAAUGUGAAAAUAUAACACAAAUACUACUUACAUAAAAUUAUGUUAAAUGCACUAGAUGCAUGUGUAAAUAUUUAAAACGAUUAUUUGACAGCUAUGAUUAUUAUCAUUUAAAGAUAUAACCUUACAUUUAUGUUUCUUUAUUUAAAUCUGGAUUCAUAUACUUAAAAUUUUCUAAAUUAUAUUAUUGUUUCAUGAAAAAUAUUGAAAAAAAAAACAAAAGUAUUUUUUUAUUAAUAAGAUCUUAUUUUAAAAAAUUUCUUCCAUAAUUAUUAUAAAUAAUUAUAUAUAUUGAACAAAAUAAGGAAUUUAAAAAAAUAUUAAAUAAUAAUAAAAUAUAAAUAUUAAAAAGAAAUUAUAUAAAAUAUAUUUCAUAAAUAUUUACUUAUAUAUUAAAUAUUUUACAAAAUUGAAAAAAGAAAAUAUUAUUUUAAUUUAAAUUUUAUAUAGAAAUAAUAUAAAAGUAUAUGAAAUGAAUGAAAACAUAUUCAAACAAAUAAAAAAUAGAUUAAAAUUAGAAUAUUAUUUAAUGAAUGAUGAAUGGUUGAGAGAUUGUAUAGAAUUUUAUAUGAAUCAACAUAAAAAUUCAAGCAUGGAAGAAAUAUUACAAUUUGUAAGAGGACAAUGGCAACUUAGUGAUUUACGUGAAAUUAAUAAUGACAAUGGAAGUUUACCUCCUAAACUUUCAGAAAAAAAAUUUAUUAUAUUAUCUGGAAAUUAUAUCCUUCAGGUAGAACAAAUGUAUAAUAUCACAAAAGCAAAAUAUAAACAAUUAAAAGAAAUUAGAAAUGUUAAUUUCUCAGAAGUAGAUCCAGCUGAAGAAGAAAUGAUGAAAAAGAUGACAAAGACUCGUAAAAAAAGAAUGAUGCAAUUAAAAUUAACAGAUGGAGUACAAAAUAUAAUUGGAAUUGAAUAUAAUCCAAUAUCUCAAUUAAAUGAUAUGUUAUUACCAGGAUAUAAACUUAUGAUAAUAGGUCCUAUAAUAUGUCGUAGAGGUGUAUUGUUAUUAGAAGAAGGAAAGCUUAAAGGAAUUGGUGGUGAAGUUGAUAAUUUAUUAAUAUCUAAUGCUUUGGAAAAUAUUUUAGCUAGAGCUUUAAAUUUACCAGAAAAUCCUGAUCCUUAUAAUGAUAAUGAAAUAAAAUCAAAUAAUAUUCAAAAAGAAGAAAUAGAUGAUAAUUUUUUUGAAGAAGAUUUUCAAAUAAAUUUUGCAAAUGUCUCAAAAAAUACAAAUUCACAUAAUAAAAAUGAAGAAAUAGCAAUAGAAUCACAUAGUAAAAACGAAACUAAAAUAUAUGAUAAAAAUCCAAUUAAAACAAAAAUUGAAAAUAUUAAUACAGAAAUUAAAAAUGUUCAAAAUUAUGAAGAUGAAAAAAUCAUAGAUGAUGAUGAUUGUUUUUUAGAAAUGAUUGAUGAAAAACAAUUUAUAGAAACACAAAUAGAACAAAAUAUCAUAACACCUUUUAAAACUUUGCCAAAUGAAGAAAAUAAUGAUCUUAUUAUAAUAAAUGAAGAAGAAGAAAAUAAGGAUGUAAAACAUGACAUUUUUAAAAGUACCAUAAAAAAUGAUUCUUCACAUUUAUAUCCUACAUCCUUAGUUACUAAAAAAAAUGUUUCUCAUUCAAAAAUUCAAGAAAAACAGUGUUUGUUAAUUAAUAAAGAAAUAAGUGCUUCAACAUCUUCUGAAACAAUAACAUUGAAAAAAAAUAAAAUGGAUAGACAUAUUACAGAAUUUGUAAAAGUUGUAACUGUUCCAAAAGAAGAGAAAAUUUGUGAAUUCAUUCAUGAUAUAAAUAAUGAAAUAAUAACAAAUAAUAUCUUUAAAAUUAUUCGAGGUCAUGUUGAAGUUCUUGGAAAAUUAUCAAAAAAAGAUUCAUUAUGGAUUUUGGAAGCUAUAAUAGGAGAUGGAACUGGAACAAUAGAAGUUUCUUUUUCAAAUAAGCUUUUAGAAAAUUUAUUAGGUUUUAGUGUAAAAGAAUUUUCAUUGAAGAAGAAAUUGAAAAAAAAUCCAGAAAUUGAGCAUGAACUUAGAAUGAGUUUUCGUAAUGCAGAACAAAAAAUAAAAACAUUGGAUGCACUUUUGAAAUUAGAGUUAAAUAUAAAUAAAAAGCCAAUAGUAAUCGAAAUUAUGGAUUUAACUGAAGAACAAAAAAAAAUAAUAGACAAAAGAUUAUCCAAUUUUUUAAAAAUUAUAAAUAGAUAAAUUGUAAUAUUCAGUAGAUUAUUUCAUUAAUUUUUAUUAAAUAUUUUGAUAUAAUAAAAAAUAUAAGUAAUUUAUAAUGUAUUUAAUUAUAUUUGAACAAAAUAUAUGAAUUAUAAUUUAAAA